Molecule: messenger RNA, 1152 nt
Organism: Aspergillus oryzae RIB40
Lineage: Eukaryota; Fungi; Ascomycota; Eurotiomycetes; Eurotiales; Aspergillaceae
Product: adaptin-binding domain-containing protein
Exons: 4
Coding region: 1-1152 (383 amino acids)
Biological process (GO): vesicle-mediated transport
Molecular function (GO): protein-macromolecule adaptor activity
Source: RefSeq, a predicted model, not a curated record
AUGCCCGAACCAAGCCCACACCCACGAAAACAAGAUCCAACCAUAAUUCCCAACCCCCGCCGCCUCCUCAUCCUAACCCCCUCGCAACACUCCCACACCACAAUCCCCCCAUUCCUCCACUCCUUAACCGGGACACCUGUUGUCGAUCCCCCGACCUCGACAAUCGACCAAAAGCCAGAUACAGAUUCUAAGGGCGAUACGACAACGACAACAACGACGACGACUACAUUCGCAGGCUACACGACACAUCCCCCGCUUAAACUCGAGAAUAGGUAUUAUAAAGCUGAGGUGCCGAUUUGGGUUGAUGAGAUUCCUUUGGACAAUUCCCCUGGGGAUGUGAAUGCGAAUGUGGAUAUAGAUACACAACAUGAACGAUCGGGGUUAAACCCCGAAGAUAAAGAAGGACAAGGAGAAGGAGACCUCCUCACACCGAAAACAUGGCAGAAAGAAUUCUCAGGCCCAGAAGCCAAGGUCGUUAGAGAUGCUAUUGGGGGUGUGGUUAUUUCUCCAUCUACAGAACAAGACAUGGAAGAAAGACCGGAGUGGAAGGGUCUGAAGACGUUCCUGGAAGCUGUGGGCUUUGUUAAGGGCGUUAUGGAUGAGGAGAGAGGGGGAUUGGGUGAUGUUCUUGGGUUGGUUGUUUUGGUGGGUAGGGGGAGAGAGUCGGGUGUUGGUGCUAGGACUAUUUCUGGGGAUCCGGAUGAGGUCAAUGACUUGGGGGAGGAAGAGGUGUUUUCUGUCCCCUGGUGGGAGGAUAAAUUGUUUGAUCUUGGGUUGGUGGGGUUCGAGGUUGUUAAUUGGGAUCCUAGGGAGGUUGGGCUGAGUGAGGAGAGGGAUCGCUUUGGGGAGUAUCAGGGUAUGCGAAGGGUGAGGGAGAUUCUGGAGACGCAUGACUGGGCUUCGACGCCUUCUGGGGAGUCGGGUGGUGUGGACGAUGUCGAGGAUGAGCUUGAGGGGCAUUUGCUUGAGGAUGGGUUUGAUUUGGAGGUGAACGAGCUGGAACGGGAGAUGGUUGGGCUGCGGUUUGCGAUAGAGAAUGGAGGUGACGAUUUAGGUGGGAUUGACGGCGAUGAUGAAAUCAAGGUCGAGUCGAUGGAGGCGUUGAUGCUGAGGAUGAAAGCUAUUAAAGGUUCUACUUGUUACGCGUUAUGA